Molecule: messenger RNA, 1377 nt
Organism: Aspergillus thermomutatus
Lineage: Eukaryota; Fungi; Ascomycota; Eurotiomycetes; Eurotiales; Aspergillaceae
Gene: cbhC
Product: putative cellobiohydrolase
Exons: 8
Coding region: 1-1377 (458 amino acids)
Biological process (GO): cellulose catabolic process
Cellular component (GO): extracellular region
Molecular function (GO): cellulose binding; hydrolase activity, hydrolyzing O-glycosyl compounds
Source: RefSeq, a predicted model, not a curated record
AUGAAGCACAUUGCAUCUUCCAUCGCAUUAUCCCUGCUGCUGCCUGCUGUGCAGGCCCAGCAGACCAUGUGGGGGCAAUGUGGCGGUCAAGGCUGGUCUGGCCCGACAAUCUGUGUUGCUGGUGCGGUCUGUAGCACCCAGAAUGCCUACUACGCUCAGUGUCUCCCUGGGGCCACAACGACCUCCAGCACGCUCUCGACGACGACCAAGACCACCACCACAGCUCCGACUACUACCAAAACAUCGACAACGUCGACAACGACUGGUCCUACUACGUCCGCACCCACCGUGACCGCAUCCGGUAACCCCUUCAGCGGAUACCAGCUCUAUGCCAACCCCUACUACUCCUCCGAGGUCCAUACUUUGGCCAUGCCUUCCCUGUCCAGCUCGCUCCAGGCCAAGGCCAGUGCUGUCGCUGAUGUGCCCUCGUUUGUUUGGCUCGACGUUGCUGCCAAGGUGCCCACGAUGGGAACCUACCUGGCCGACAUUCAAGCCAAGAACAAGGCCGGCGCCAACCCUCCUAUUGCCGGUAUCUUCGUGGUCUACGAUUUGCCGGACCGUGACUGCGCUGCUUUGGCCAGUAAUGGCGAGUACUCGAUUGCCAACAACGGCGUGGCUAACUACAAGGCGUACAUUGAUUCCAUCCGUUCUCAGCUGGUGAAGUACUCUGACGUCCACACCAUCCUCGUUAUUGAACCUGACAGCUUGGCCAACCUGGUGACCAAUCUCAACGUCGCCAAAUGCGCCAAUGCCCAGAGCGCCUACCUCGAGUGUGUCAACUACGCUCUGAAGCAGCUCAACCUGCCCAACGUCGCCAUGUACCUCGAUGCAGGUCACGCUGGCUGGCUCGGAUGGCCUGCCAACUUGAGCCCUGCCGCUACGCUUUUCGCCAAGGUCUACACUGACGCCGGUUCUCCCGCGGCCGUUCGUGGUCUGGCCACAAACGUAGCCAACUACAACGGCUGGUCGCUGAGCACCUGCCCCUCCUAUACCCAGGGAGACUCCAACUGCGACGAGAAGAAGUACAUCAACGCCAUGGCGCCUCUCCUCAAGAGCGCCGGUUUCGAUGCCCAUUUCAUCACGGAUACUUCCCGCAACGGCGUCCAGCCCACCAAGCAAAACGCCUGGGGUGACUGGUGCAAUGUCAUCGGCACCGGCUUUGGUGUUCGCCCCACGACCAACACUGGCGAUGCGCUUGAGGAUGCAUUCGUGUGGAUCAAGCCCGGUGGAGAGAGUGAUGGCACGUCCAACUCCUCUUCGUCCCGGUACGAUGCGCACUGCGGAUACAGUGAUGCUCUGCAGCCUGCUCCUGAGGCUGGUACUUGGUUCCAGGCCUACUUUGAGCAGCUCUUGACCAACGCUAACCCGUCUUUUUAA